Molecule: messenger RNA, 3913 nt
Organism: Erythranthe guttata (spotted monkey flower)
Lineage: Eukaryota; Viridiplantae; Streptophyta; Magnoliopsida; Lamiales; Phrymaceae
Gene: BRL2
Product: BRI1-like 2
Biological process (GO): protein phosphorylation
Molecular function (GO): protein kinase activity; receptor serine/threonine kinase binding; ATP binding
Source: RefSeq, a predicted model, not a curated record
UAAUUUAUUAUUUUCUUUCACUUUUAACCCCCCAAACUUUAAAUAUUCCCAUUCAUUCCACCAUCCCACUUUCCCUCCUUUUUCUCAAUAUACAAACAUAUAUUGCAAUCUCUCUAGGAACAAAACUUUUCUUCCUAAAGCUCACACUCUCACUCUCCUUUGCACAAAAGCAAAAUUCUCAUCAUUUUCACCACUCUCUCUCUCUCUCCCCUUACUUUCUCUUUCCUUCCAUCUUUUUACACACACAACACACACAAACAAAUCCUUCCUUGAGUUCAUCUUCUCUCUUCUCCUGCAAUGGAGAUAAAGAUGGCACUUCUCCAUAUUACUCUAAUAUUACUAUCAACAACCUCUCUCGAUCACGUUUUCUCCAUCGAACAGGGAAAAAAUUCCAUAAAAACCGACGCGUACGCCCUUCUAUCAUUCAAGAAAAUGAUCCAAAACGAUCCAAACGGAGCCUUAUCCGACUGGCGGCCGGACAAAGAUCCAUGCACGUGGCACGGCAUCACCUGCACCACCACCACCGCCACCAACAUUAGAAGAGUAUCAUCCGUCGAUCUUGCCCAAUCAAAUCUCGUCUCCCAUUCAAUCUCUUUCGCACCCUUUUCUUCAAUGGACAUGCUAAACUCCCUAAAUCUCUCCGCAAAUUCGUUCACUAUAAACGCCACCACUUCUUUACUCCAAAUCCCUUAUAGCAUACAGCAACUCGAGCUCUCUUUCUCGGGUCUUUUAGGUCAAAUUCCGGAGAAUUUAUUCUCCAAUUGCCCAAAUCUCGAAUACGUCAAUCUUGCGUUCAACAACAUAACCGGUUUUUUACUGGAGAAUCUUUUUCUCAACAUCGAUAAGUUGAAGUAUCUCGAUCUCUCUUACAACAAUAUAACCGGUUCGAUAUCGGAUUUAAGAAUCGAAAAGUGCAGUUCUUUGUCGCGACUCGAUUGGUCGGGGAAUCAAAUCACUGGAUCUUUACCACCGUCUUUCUCAAACUGCACGAGCCUCAACGAAUUAAUUAUGCCGGAGAAUUCUCUCUCCGGCGAAAUUCCGGUGGCUUUCGGUGAACUUAAAAGCUUGCAAAGAUUGGAUCUUUCUCAAAACCAUCUCACCGGUUGGAUCCCCUCCGAAUUGGGCAAUGUGUGUGGCUCACUUGUGGAACUCAAAUUAUCGAAAAACAACAUUACGGGCACGAUUCCCGUUUCGUUUUCUUCGUGUUCUUGGCUCCAAAUUCUUGAUUUGUCGAGCAAUAAUUUAACGGGCCCUUUUCCUGAUUCGAUUCUCUCGAGCUUAUCGUCUUUGGAGAAGCUUCUACUAAGCAGCAAUCGGAUUUCGGGUGGGCUUCCGUCUUCGAUUUCGUUCUGCAAGAAAUUGAAGGUAGUCGAUUUUAGUUCUAAUAUGCUUUCGGGGAAUAUUCCACCGGAUAUAUGUCCCGGGGCGGUGUUGCUCGAAGAGCUGAGAGCACCGGAUAACGCUCUUUCCGGACAAAUCCCGCCUCAGUUAUCUCUCUGUUCGGAGAUGAGGAUUAUCGAUUUCAGCAUUAAUUAUCUCAACGGUUCGAUUCCGGUUGAGCUUGGGAAUCUUGGGAAUCUUGAACAGCUAAUAGCGUGGUACAAUGGGCUGGAAGGGAAUAUUCCGGCGGAGUUGGGGAAGUGCAAGAAACUGAAAAAUCUGAUACUGAACAACAACCAUUUGAGCGGUGGAAUCCCGACGGAGCUUUUCAAUUGUGGGAACAUAGAGUGGAUUUCGCUCACCAGCAACCGGAUCGGCGGCGAGAUUCCGGCGGAAUUCGGGUUGCUGACGAGGUUGGCGGUUCUGCAACUAGGGAACAAUACCUUGAGCGGGGAGAUUCCGAAGGAGUUGGCCGGCUGCACCAGCUUGGUUUGGCUGGACAUAAACAGCAACCAACUCAGCGGCGAGAUCCCGCCGCGGCUGGGGCGGCAGAUCGGAGCGAAGGCGCUGACCGGAAUCCUCUCCGGCAACACGCUGGUGUUCGUCCGGAACGUAGGGAACUCGUGCAGGGGCGUCGGCGGGUUGCUCGAGUUCGCCGGAAUUCGGCCGGAGAGGCUGCUACAGGUGCCGUCGCUGCGGAGCUGCGACUUCACCCGGAUGUACUCCGGCCCGGUUCUCAGCCUCUUCACCCGGUACCAAACCCUAGAGUACCUCGACCUCUCCUACAAUCAGCUCCGCGGCAAAAUCCCCGACGGUUUCGGCGAGAUGAUUGCCCUGCAAGUACUUGUCCUCUCCCACAACCAGCUCUCCGGCGAGAUUCCGGCGGCUUUAGGACAGCUUAAAAACCUCGGCGUUUUCGACGCAUCCCACAACAGACUACAGGCGCACAUCCCGGAUUCUUUCUCCAUGCUGUCGUUCCUUGUUCAGAUCGAUCUCUCGUACAACGAACUCACCGGCGAGAUUCCGUCGAGAGGACAGCUCAGCACGCUCCCGGCGACUCAGUUCGCCAAUAACCCGGGUCUAUGUGGUGUUCCGUUGGCGGAGUGCCAGUACAACGACAACCAACAAAGCUCGUCUGGCGAUAAACAAGUCCAGAAAGCUGCCUCCGCAGCUUCGUGGGCUAAUAGUAUAGUAAUGGGCAUACUCAUCUCCGUAGCUUCGGUCUGCAUUCUAAUCGUGUGGGCCAUAGCAAUGCGCGCACGAAGACGAGAAGCCGAGGGGGCCAAAAUGCUCAGCAGCUUAAAAGCGUCACAAGCCGCCACGACAUGGAAAAUUGAGAAGGAGAAGGAGCCACUGAGCAUCAACGUAGCCACUUUCCAACGGCAACUAAGGAAGUUGAAGUUCUCUCAAUUGAUCGAGGCGACAAACGGCUUCUCCGCCGCCAGCAUGAUCGGCUCGGGUGGGUUCGGCGAGGUCUUCAAGGCCACACUGAGGGACGGAUCCUCCGUGGCGAUCAAGAAACUCAUUCGUCUGAGCUGUCAGGGCGACCGCGAGUUCAUGGCCGAGAUGGAGACACUUGGCAAGAUCAAGCACAAGAACCUCGUCCCUUUAUUAGGGUACUGCAAAAUCGGCGAGGAGAGGCUUCUGGUUUACGAGUUCAUGGAAUACGGGAGCUUAGAAGAAAUGCUUCACGGUAGACAAAGGGGUAAAGACAGACGAAUCUUGAGUUGGGAGGAGAGGAAGAAGAUAGCUAGGGGUGCGGCCAAAGGGCUAUGCUUCCUCCACCACAAUUGCAUCCCUCACAUUAUCCAUCGAGACAUGAAAUCGAGCAAUGUAUUGCUCGAUAACGAAAUGGAGGCAAGGGUGUCGGAUUUCGGAAUGGCGAGGCUUAUCAGCGCGCUCGACACUCAUCUGAGUGUCAGCACGUUGGCUGGCACUCCGGGGUAUGUACCCCCGGAGUAUUACCAGAGCUUUAGAUGUACGGCGAAAGGGGAUGUUUAUUCGUUCGGAGUGAUACUAUUGGAGCUUGUGACGGGGAAGAGGCCGACGGAUAAGGAGGAUUUCGGGGACACGAAUUUGGUGGGGUGGGUGAAGGGUAAGGUGAGGGAAGGGAGGGGUAUGGAGGUAAUUGAUGUGGAGUUGGUUGAGGUGAGGAAGGGUGUUGGUAGUGAUGUGGAUGAGGUGGAGGAGGUGAAGGAGAUGGUGAGGUACUUGGAGAUUACGUUGCAGUGUGUCGACGAUUUCCCGUCGAAACGGCCUAGUAUGUUGCAGGUGGUGGCGAUGUUGAGGGAGCUUGGUGGUGGCGGCGGCGGCGGUGGUGGUGGUGGUGGUGGAGGAGGAGGUAGUAGUGGUUGAAAAAAAAUGUUGCAUCCUCUGUUGCAUUGUAUUGAUUAGUGGAAUGUGUACACUUUUAUGAAAUGGAAUGUGAUGGUGGUGUUGUCUGUGUUUAUUAUUAUUGAUAUUAUUUUAUUUUAUUUUAUUUUUGUUGAUUUUUGGAUGGUUAAAUGGUAAGGUGUAAUAUUUGAUGCACUGU